Bolinopsis microptera is the source of this 2208-nucleotide messenger RNA. Its product is annotated as probable endonuclease 4. Gene Ontology annotation, biological process: base-excision repair. NCBI's taxonomy places the organism in Eukaryota, Metazoa, Ctenophora, Tentaculata, Lobata, Bolinopsidae. The record is from RefSeq and is a predicted model, not a curated record. Gene Ontology annotation, molecular function: zinc ion binding; DNA-(apurinic or apyrimidinic site) endonuclease activity; DNA binding. Bases 313 to 1665 code for a protein of 450 amino acids. The transcript is spliced from 7 exons.
CUUUAUUUUUACUAAUUGUUAAGUCAUUAUAAUACCAUUAAGUUAUUGAAACAAUUUGUUUCAUUUGACUGCCUAAACUAUUAAUUGUAAUUUCACAUAAAUCUUUCAAUUACUACAAAAAUAUCAGUAAAUUAAAUUAAAUCUAUCAAAAAUAAAGAGCGUCAACUAACUAAAUUUCCUUAUAUUCGAUAUGAAACUAAAUGACAAAUGACAAUUAGUGUCUCGAGAUCUUAAAUUCAUAUUUCUAAUAGAAAUACAGCUGACAUUUAAAUACUGACACUAGUUUCCUAGAUCUUUUUCUAAGUGUUCAAGAUGCCAAAACGAAAAACACUGUCACGAAGCUCCGACUCGGAUGAGGAGAUUAUAGAAAAAACAGCAGUCAAACGAACCAGAAAAGCCCGGAUUGUACCAAAGGCAAAAGUAGAUGAUGCAGAACUGAAACAGCCAGCUAGUGACAUACCUUCUGAUAGUGCAGCUACAAGCAUGAAAUCUAAAUUAGAGAGGAUGCUUGAAGUAAAGGAAAACAAAAGUGAUACCACUAAAAAGGCUAAGACCAAGAAGUCUGGAUAUUCUUCACUUUAUCUGAAAUCCCUGAAAGAAUGUAAACGACCCGGCGAUCCUGCUCCUAAGAAGACAACGGCUAAAAAACCACCGAAAGUUGCUGUAGACUUGCUCACACAAAAAGUUACCGAAUUCACAGAGUUAGCCGACCAAAGUCCUGACGUUAUUAAGUUCAUAUCAGAAAACAGUCUGACAAUUGGGGCUCACAUUUCAGUGGCUAAGGGAGUUUAUAAUGGGCUUAUCAACGCAUUUAAGAUAAAAGCUACUUCAAUGGCUUUCUUUAUCACGCAGCCUCGCAGGUGGACCACUGAAAAAGCUCUGUCAGAUGAAGAAGUUUCAAUAUUUAACGAAGGUGUAAAGAUUUUGGGAUACAAGCGGGAGAACAUAGUACCACAUGGUAACUAUCUCGUUAAUUUGGGGUCUCCAGAUCAGACUAUAUACGAUAAAAGUUACGCUUGCUUUGAAACUGAGCUUAAGAUUUGUGAGCAGUUACAGCUGUGUUGGUUGAACAUACAUCCUGGAAGUGCUGUGAAGGGUAUGGAUAAAGAGAAAUGUUUACAACAGAUAGCAGAGAGUAUAAACAAGGCACACUCUGCUACCUCCAAUGUAACUGUCCUUCUUGAAAAUAUGUGCAAACAGGGAACAACUGUUGGAGGCGAUCUGUCUGAUCUAGGGAGUAUAAUCAGUCACGUGACUGACAAGACGAGAGUGGGAGUUUGUUUCGACACUUGUCAUGCUAUGGCUGCUGGAUACGAUCUAUCUACGCUGAAAGGAAUAGAAGCUACAUUUUCAGAACUGGAAGAAGUUGUGGGGUUGGAAUACCUCAAAGCGUUCCAUCUAAAUGACAAGAAGGGACACUGUGAUGACCACUUAGACCGGCACGAGGUGUUAGGCGAGGGCUGCAUCAAGUUACCUGUCUUUAAAUAUCUGGUCAAGAGGUUCCCGAACAUUCCGAUGGUUUUGGAGACACCUGAUGAGGACAAAUGGGCUGAGGAACUUGUUAUUCUCAGGGAAUUGUUCAGUGGACCUACUUUGCUGUUCCAGGUAGUGCUGGAGAACAGUUCUUUGUUUUCAGCAACUUACUGUCUUGGUUAUUGGAAUUAAACGGUAAAGAUUCGAAGCCCCCCUUGAGUUACAGUAACAGAGAGUCUCGCUAAAUGAACAUCAGGCCUGCCGACCCCCACCACUUCUCACCAGAUGAACAUCAGGCCUGCCGACCCCCACCACUUCUCACCAGAUGAACAUCAGGCCUGCCAACCCCCACCACUUCUCACCAGAUGAACAUCAGGCCUGCCGACCCCCACCACUUCUCACCAGAUGAACAUCAGGCCUGCCGACCCCCACCACUUCUCACCAGAUGAACAUCAAGCCUGCCGACCCCAACCACUUCCCAAUUGACUGACUAAUUGAAGAUUUUAGGAACGCACCCGAACACUCCGGGGCCGAGUUGAACUUUAGAUUUACAACCAAUUGCGGGACUACCUUGUCGAUGGUUUACGUGAAAACUUCUGCGAUUAAAGUGUUUCUUUCUUUAUUGAAAUUUUUACAUAUUUUAUUAACAUUUAUUGACUACCUUAUUGAUGAUUGUCGAUGAUUUACGUGAAAACUUCUGCGAUUUAUUGAAAUUUUAAGUUUUUAACAUAUUUU